CGGGUGCUGCGGCGUGGAUAAGAGCCGCACCGCGCCUGCGCGCCCAGCCCCACUGCUUCGACCUCUGCCGCCGCUGUCGCCGCCGCCGCCGCCGCCUCGGGAGGUAAGCGGAGAGAGGGAGCGGGAGAGGAGCCCACGUCGCCUGUCACCCACAUCCACGCCGCGCCGCCGGGAAGAAAGAUGUUCGCCUGCGCCAAGCUCGUCCGCACCCCCGCUCUGAUCCGAGCUGGAUCCAGAGUUGCAUAUAGACCAAUUUCUGCAGCAGUGUUAUCUCGACCGGAGGCUAGGACUGGAGAGGGCUCUACGGUAUUUAAUGGGGCCCAGAAUGGUGCGUGUCAGCUGAUCCGAAGGGAGUUUCAGACCAGUGUAAUCAGCAGAGACAUUGAUACUGCUGCCAAAUUCAUUGGUGCAGGUGCUGCAACAGUAGGAGUUGCGGGUUCUGGUGCUGGUAUUGGAACAGUCUUUGGCAGCCUUAUCAUUGGUUAUGCCAGAAAUCCUUCACUGAAGCAGCAGCUGUUCUCAUAUGCUAUCCUGGGAUUUGCCUUGUCUGAAGCUAUGGGACUCUUUUGUUUGAUGGUUGCUUUCUUGAUCUUGUUUGCCAUGUAACAGAAAUUACUGCCUGAAAUGUUGGCAUUCAUAGUAAUUACGGAUGUAAUUCUGUGUAUCUUACUGUGACCCCAAAAGCUGUAGUGCUGGCGUCAUGGAAAUGUACCCUGUUUCCAAAGUCAUUUCAUUAAAGACGAAAACUUUAA
Molecule: messenger RNA, 752 nt
Organism: Myodes glareolus (Bank vole)
Lineage: Eukaryota; Metazoa; Chordata; Mammalia; Rodentia; Cricetidae
Gene: Atp5mc3
Product: ATP synthase membrane subunit c locus 3
Biological process (GO): proton transmembrane transport; proton motive force-driven ATP synthesis
Molecular function (GO): proton transmembrane transporter activity
Source: RefSeq, a predicted model, not a curated record